AAAGAGUAAAUUUCAUUGAUAAAAACACAUCAACGCCAGCCAGACUGCACUGGAUAACGAAGGAGAUUCAGACUGUCACAUCAGUGUCAAAUUGGAUUUUGUGAAAAUAGCUGCUGUUCUCUCUCUGGUAGUGCUCAAGGAAAGUGAUUAUUGUUUGUGCAAUUUUCCAAUCAUCGAUUGGUGGACAGUAACUGUUUGUAAGAAUCCAACUGGCUAAGACUACCGCUAGCAAAGUCAGCAAUUGGAAAGUGCAAUAAUGUCCAGCAAAAUCGAGGAAGCUCAAGAACAUAUUCGUCAGGCUGAGAAAAGCUUGAAAACAUCGCUGCUCAAAUGGAGGCCGGAUUACGAUUUUGCUGCUGAUGAGUAUAACAAAGCUGCAACAUGUUUCCGGAAUGCGAAAGCGUUGGACCAGUGCAAGGAGUGCCUGCUGAAGGCCUCGGACUGUCACCGCCAGAAUCGGGCCAUCUUCCACGCGGCCAAGUGUCUGGACCAGGUGAUCCUGAUCUGCAAGGACAUGAACAAUUUGGCCGAGGUGCGCAAGUACGCGGAAAAGGCUUGCAACCUCUACCAGCAGCAUGGAUCGCCCGAGUCCGGCGCGGCAACGCUCGAUAAGGCGGCCAAGAUUCUGGAGGGCACCAACCCGGAGGACGCCCUGCAGUUGUACAAGCUGGCGGUGGAUGUGGCCACGAUUGAAGAUUCCUCCCGCCAGGGCGCCGAAUACGCCAGCAAGGUGGCCCGAAUCAUGGUGAAGUUGGGAAUGUACGACCAGGCAGCGGAUGCCAUUCGGCGUGAAAUCGGUCUCCAUCAGCAAGUCGGUUCGGAGUCGGCCAUAGGGCGGCUGGCGGUUGCUUUGGUGCUUGUGCAGCUGGCGCGCGGCGAUUACGUGGCUGCCGAGAAGGCGUUCAAAGAAUGGGGUAAUUGUUGCGACGCCGCCGAGGUUCAAACGUUGGAAUCGUUGCUGCAGGCCUACGAUGAUGAGGAUCCGGAGCUGGCUGCUCGCGCUCUGGCAUCGCCCUUCAUCCGGCACAUGGACGUGGAGUACGCCCGAUUGGCCAGGGAUUUGCCCCUGCCGAAAGGCGUUGCCGUGGCUCCGAAGGCGAACGUUAUCGAAAAUGCCGCUGCAUCGUACGUGUCCCCCAACAGUGGCAAUGCGGCCGAGGGCGGGAAACCGGCCCCAGGGUCCGGCUUGGACGACGUGGAGGAAGGCGGUCUCUGUUAGUGUGCAAACAUUCUAGUCCCUAGCGAGCGGGUUGAGUUGUGUGAUAGAGGAGAUGCUGCUAUUAUAUUACGAUUAUUGUUAUUAGUAAGUAUAUUUAUAACUAGCGUAGAUUAUGAUCUAUAUUUUGAAGCAGAUCAGCAUUCAAUUUGAUGCGAGCUAACAAACUGGUUCGAAGAUGAUAAAGUGUCCCGUCGUCGAUAUGCGUAGUACUAAAACAAAGAUCAAAAGAAGUUUAUUUUUCAACGAAAGUUUAGCGUAAGUUCUAACAGAAUACAUUAACCGGCCAGAUGACCUUUGUUGCAUAAUUAGCUUUAACGAAACAUGAUGUUUUAAAACGACUGUUUAUAUCCUCUGACUCUCGUUGAAAGUGUAAAGUGGCAUAGAAUGAAAAGAAGGUCACAAAUAAGUAACAUAUAUCUUGGACCCUGAGACAAGGGCAUUUCUAGCAUUAACGGCGUAGCAACCCGCUAAUCUCGUAUCAGUAUAUCAAUCAAGGAAUAAAAAUUAAAAUCACAGACAAAAAAGAUAAAGCAGAAAACAGUAAGCGACAUUGUUAU
Aedes aegypti (yellow fever mosquito) is the source of this 1776-nucleotide messenger RNA. RefSeq names its product gamma-soluble NSF attachment protein. The record is from RefSeq and is a predicted model, not a curated record. The transcript is spliced from 6 exons. NCBI's taxonomy places the organism in Eukaryota, Metazoa, Arthropoda, Insecta, Diptera, Culicidae. Gene Ontology annotation, cellular component: SNARE complex; vacuolar membrane. Bases 257 to 1219 code for a protein of 320 amino acids. Gene Ontology annotation, biological process: intracellular protein transport. Gene Ontology annotation, molecular function: soluble NSF attachment protein activity; syntaxin binding.